Molecule: messenger RNA, 1533 nt
Organism: Sander lucioperca (pikeperch)
Lineage: Eukaryota; Metazoa; Chordata; Actinopteri; Perciformes; Percidae
Product: helix-loop-helix protein 2-like
Exons: 2
Coding region: 298-708 (136 amino acids)
Biological process (GO): regulation of transcription by RNA polymerase II
Molecular function (GO): protein dimerization activity; DNA-binding transcription factor activity, RNA polymerase II-specific; RNA polymerase II cis-regulatory region sequence-specific DNA binding
Source: RefSeq, a predicted model, not a curated record
CACUUCGCUCCAGUUUUAUGGGGAUAUAGGGCUGUGUCUCUUGCGCACAACCAGGCGAGUUUGGAUGGAAGAAACAGGCAGAGCAACAAGCCAGACUGUCAUUUACUGAAGGACGUAAUGUGCACCUGACACCAUGACGGACAGGGAGGAGGACGAGCGGGGCUGCAGAGCUUUUUCACCCACGUCCGGUUUUCAGCACUUUAAUUCGACUGAACUACAUCAAAACCAAGACACUUCAGCAUGGAGGCUGAAGGGGAGAUAACUUUAUGUGAGAUUCAGCUGGCUCUGUUUUUUUGAAUGUGCAAGGAUCUUUCCCAGUCUGAGGUCAGAAACAUGAUGCUCAGUCCUGACCAGCCUGAGUCUGACCUGCCCUGGGGACAAGUUGACAGAGAGACCCUUCUGGACACUUUAAAUGUGCAGUGUGGGUCCAUGCCAGCCGAACCUGAGGAAGGAGAGGGCAAGGCACGCUCCGUGCACUUGCCCGCCCUCAGCAGGGAGGAGAAGAGGCGGAGGAGGCGCGCAACAGCUAAAUAUCGAUCCGCGCACGCCACCAGGGAACGUGUGCGCGUGGUGGCCUUCAACCUGGCCUUUGCAGAGCUGAGAAAACUGCUCCCAACACUCCCACCAGACAAGAAGUUGUCUAAGAUUGAGAUCCUGCGACUCGCGAUUUGUUACAUCUCCUACCUCAACCACGUGCUGGAUGUUUAGGCUGUGAGGACCAACAGGAGGAUGGACUGAGGCAGGAGGACUGUUUGUAUGACAGCUGAAUGAUUUCUUGAUAUUGAUACCAUAAGAUUUGAGGAAUGCCCUGUAUAUGGUUGGUUAUGCAACACACUGUAGAUUACAGUGCAUCCUAGUUUUGGGAAUAUCACAAUGAUUGUUCAUCAUGGGAAACAGUUGCAGGACUUCAGGCUUAAUGUCAUUAAAAGGAUGAAAAAAAUGCAAAUAUUUUAAAAGCUGAUGUAUAUUAUAUUUGUGUAGCCAAUCUACUAAAUGAUCGACCUUAAAUUUGCUGCCUUGUCUUUAGUUGUGACUUACUGUUUGCACCAAUUUGUAAAUAUAUUUAAUUCAAUUACACAAAAAAAUUAUCUACUGGACAUUUGUGUGCUUUAAAUAAAUUGUGACAGCUCAAGAAAUAUUCAAGAAACAUGUUUGAUGCUGUUUUGAUGCCAGUUAUGUUACAAUUUCUCUGAACCAUGAAGUUUCUGAUCUGAUCUGUUGGCCGUAUUAGAUUUUAUCUUAGAAUGUGACUUCUGAAAGCUCUUUUUUAUUUCAAGUAAAGCCACCAAACAAGCUGUUCCUCCACCACAUGGGAGAGGUCUUGGUAUUUGUUGGGAUGUCUCUCCCUCUGGAUAGGGCAGGUGUUUCUCCAACAACCAUAUUAUGGCCAUCCAUCUGCUUCCUCUCUGGGGACACACAAAUGCUUAUACAUACAAAUGAGGCAGUAAUGUGAACGUAAACAAGAAAUUCUAGUACUCAUGCUUUUUGGCUUUUUCCCUUUCUUUUAUUGUGUUAUAUAUCUUUUUUGUGCAU